GCCGCAUCCUCAUCCUCGCUGCGAAUGACACACCUACCGACUACUUUGACCAUGCCCGCCAACACUGCGGUAGAGCGAAGACCGGGGCGAGGUCGAUGUCUAAUUGCAGCCAAGAACCUUGGCCUGGGUGACCUUAUCAUGGCUGUCCAGCCUCUUAGUGCCGUGCUCGAAGAAAGCCAAGCUCGGACGCAUUGCGCAAGAUGCUUCGAGAGCAUGGACAAACAACACAGCGGUGGCAGAGGCAGUCGAUGUUCCGGGUGUAGCAGAAUCUGUUACUGCUCACGAAAGUGUCAGAAGGCCGACUGGAGGGAACACCGUCCGGAGUGUAAGGCGUGGGCCUCGAACAGUUCAGCGCGCACACCGACGCGCACCCUCCGUCUGGCGGGGCGGAUCUUGAACGCGAUCAACCGCUCCGACAACGGCAACACCGGCAGUAUGGGCACGGUGAACGGAGGCGAGGACGACGGCAGUAGUCACGCGCCAAGCGUACGAGAGGCCGUCGACGAACUCGUGCACCACAACGAUGACAGAUCACCGGAGCAGAAGGAAGAGUACAUGCUUAUGGCCAAUUUUGUGGCUCGCCUCUGCUUGGCCGGCUGUGGCGAUAGCAAGAAGGGGUCGGCCUUGCUCUGGCCUUCGUCCCAGGGUCGUGGCCUACCCGGGUUGGUUGACGCAGCGUACGCUGUCCUGGGCAAGUUAUCAUGCAACGUGAGGAACCUGCGAAGGCUUCGCUCGAACACGCACGUGCUUUCGCCAACAAUCUCUCUAUUGAUGGCAUCAUCUUCACGCCAGGUGUUUUCCAUCGCGGAGAGUGCACUCAACGGCGAGGUUGGCUGUGGGCUGUACCUUGAAGCGGCGGCAGCAAAUCACUCCUGCAAUCCCAAUGCGGCGCAGUCCUUCUCCGGGAAGACGCUGUCGCUGCGCUGCACCCGCCCCAUCCGGAAAGGCGAGGAAAUCACGAUUGGCAUCACGCAGAUUCAGAAGCCUGGACCCGCUCGGAGGGAGUCCCUUCGGAAGACCUACUUUUUCGAAUGUCGAUGCGAGAGGUGUGAGUCACCAGAAGGACGUGCCGAGGAUAUGCGACUGGAGGCGUUUGCGUGUCCUGGCAGUGAGUGUACGGGGUUCUGCCUUGCUCCGAAGAAACGCGGCCGUGCGUUGGGAGAAAGCAGCAAAAGCUUCAGGCAGGAGAAAAGUGCAUCACCGUCAUCGUAUCAAGGCUUCGAAUUUCCACUGGAAGAAUGCAACGUGGAACCAAGCGAAGAACAACAAGCGGCGGGGUUAAACCUGAGCUCCUUGCAUUCUCCCUUGUCUGAGGUUGUGGCUGGACUUGAGACUGAGCGGGAAGGUUCUGCGCGCUUGACAUGCGAUGCAUGUGGGGCAAGUUCUCGUCCAGUGGAGGAGGCUCGGGCAGAACUAGCGAACAUUCAAGAGCUACUCAAUAGAGUAAAAGCUUUCGGGUAUGAAGGCCAGGCGUUACCGGCGAGGCGGUGUCUAGAGCAGGCCCUCGGAAAAGCGGCCCAUUCGUUGCACCGCGCAAAUUGGAUGCUCUCCGAGAUCUACGGUCUCCUUGCGAGCGUUUGCGUGGAGCUGCAGGACUUCGACGCAGCCGCAACGUAUGCGAGCGACGGUAUGGAUGCGUCCCGUGCCUGCCUGUCCGGCUUGAUGCCGUACUUCGAACCUUGGGGUUGCAACUUGGCCAUCACAGGCAAGCUCCUUUUGUACGUGCGACGACAGCCUGAGAAGGCGAUGCCUCUCUUACUAGAGGCCGAGGCCAGCAUCAAAGUCACGCACGGAGACCAGCAUUCGCUCUAUCGGGAGGUCCGAGGCAUGCUAGAUCAAGCCAAGGCCGAAAGUGGGCAAAGCACGGGUUACUGAUCAUCACGUUGCAUUAACGACAGUAUUAUCGCAGGUAACGGUUGGUUUAGACGUGUCGGCGUGGUCGGUUGAGGACUGUUGCCUCGAUGACAGAAGCUGGACUGCCUUAGGGUUGUGGUGCAAUUCGAGAGUGUGUGGGGAGAACAAAAUGAAACAUAAGGUACCGUCCGUGUUGCAGUUGCACCUGAAACUUCAAGAAACACCACAAUUUUUCGUGUC
Ectocarpus sp. CCAP 1310/34 is the source of this 2094-nucleotide messenger RNA. The record is from the annotation of a GenBank genome assembly. NCBI's taxonomy places the organism in Eukaryota, Phaeophyceae, Ectocarpales, Ectocarpaceae.